Messenger RNA from Xiphophorus hellerii (green swordtail), 8495 nucleotides. It is a transcript of the gene nectin3a, whose product is annotated as nectin cell adhesion molecule 3a. The coding region runs from base 122 to 1786 and encodes 554 amino acids. Gene Ontology annotation, cellular component: apical junction complex; adherens junction. Gene Ontology annotation, biological process: heterophilic cell-cell adhesion; homophilic cell-cell adhesion. The record is from RefSeq and is a predicted model, not a curated record. NCBI's taxonomy places the organism in Eukaryota, Metazoa, Chordata, Actinopteri, Cyprinodontiformes, Poeciliidae. The transcript is spliced from 6 exons.
GCUAUGGAGAGCAGUUCCACAGGAGCGCGAGCCGAACCAUCCUGAAAGAGAGAGAAGGCACGAGCGAGGAGAAAGGAGGACAUACUGAAAGUGCCGAAACGCACAGACACACGGAGAAACCAUGGAGGCUAGACCCACGAACCGGAGGACAGUACCUAAUAACGGAAUGCGACUUUUAACGUCCUUUUUCAUCCUGUGCGGAGCCGCCGCAGGUGUAAGCAGUAACCAGGUGGUCGUCCCUGACAAAGUGAACGCGGUGCUGGGGAAGAACAUCACGCUUGGCUGCAAGAUCCUGGUGGAGCCCAACCUGAGUCUGACUCAGAUCUCCUGGGAACGCCGUCUUCCAUCGGGUCCCAUCACCUUGGCAGUGUUCAACCCCGAGUACGGAACCUCGUACGCCCUGGAAUACGGCAAGCGCAUCUCGUUUGUUUCCCCGUCCAUACGGGAUGCCACUAUCAUCAUCGAAGGAGUUGGUUUUGCUGAUAUCGGGUCAUACACCUGCAAAGUGGCGACUUUUCCUCUGGGCAACACGCAAGCGUCGACCUUUGUUAACGUUUCAGUGGAGCCCAAGGUGUACGUGUCUGCAGGCCCCGCGGCUCUCCUUGACGGCGGGGACGAGGCGCUGGUGGCCACCUGCAUCGCGGAGCGCGGGCGGCCCGCCGCUGAGGUGUUCUGGGAGGCCGAGCUGUACGGGCGAUCUGAGAAGCAAACUCAGGAGGAAGUCAACGGCACCACCACGGUGCGCGUCAACUACAUGUGGAAGCCCCAGAGCUACGCCCAGGGAAAGAUGCUCACCUGUGUGGUGCGCCACCCAACUCUGCAGACAGAGUUCCGCAUACGCUACAAGCUAAAUGUGCAGUUUGCACCAAAUAUAUCCAUACAAGGAAUUAAUAAAAUCUGGUAUGUGGGUCAAACAAACGUGAGAAUCACCUGCACAGCCAAAGCCAACCCUCCUGCUCAUGACUACAAAUGGAUCAGGUUGGAUGGAGCCAUGCCGGAGGGUGUUAAGAUUUCAAAUAACAGCCUUUCUUUCACACGCCCGCUAGAGCGCAAUGAUUCUGCAAUCUAUCGCUGCGAGGUGACUAAUGACAUUGAUCGCAGCACUCACAAUGUCAACUUCUGGGUUCAAGAUCCCCCCCCCACCACUGCGGCCCCCAGCACCACCGCCUCCCCCAUCCGCUACGCGUCCGGAACCGGAACAGACAUGGACCGCCGCCGAGCCCUGUUCACCUCCCCCACCCUGGCCUCGGUCCACGACAGCAGCUUGGGCACCAUAAUCGGCGGGGCAGUGGGCGGCGUUCUCUUCCUGGUCCUCCUGCUCAUCCUCGGGGGCGCUUGUUUUAUGCGCCAGCGCAGGACCUUCAGAGGGGACUACUACACCAAGCAGUACCUGGGACCCUCCGACAUGCAGAAGGAAUCUCAGAUAGACGUCCUACAGCCGCACGAGCUGCAGGAGGUUUACGGGGACAAGACAAGCAAGGGCAGCCAGGAGCUGAAACCCAAACUGGGCGGGGACAUCAUUUACCCCGACUACACUCCGGAGCGGAAGGACAGGGACGACUGGAACGACAGGGGGGAUGGCCCCAGGGUCACGAAGGAGGGGAACUAUUACCCAGAUCACUACAACAACCAAAACAUGCACCCCUGCGGGCCUCCCGUGCACAGCCCCAUUGUUAACAAUGGCUCCCCCUACCUUCCGGAGGACUGCUACGAAAACGGUACAGACAGCGACUACGUGUCACACAUGGACGGAUCUGUGAUUUCACGCAGAGAGUGGUAUGUGUGAGGACAACUAGGGACAAAACGGCGAACAUCCAAAUGGGAUUAAGUCAACAAGUGACAGACUUCAAAGGAUGCAUCGAUUUAUUUAAGAAGCAGAAAUUAAAUUUAUAAGCUUUUCACAUUGAGCUUCUUGAAUGGUUUUGCUCCGCCUUGAUUGUAACCACUUAACCUUAAGGAUGUUUUCUGGGGAUUGUACUUCCGAGUUUGUAGCGAUGAGCUGCAACGAAGCUGGAACGCCUCAAAAGAUAUGACCUGUUUCUGCUUUGGCCUCCAGUGACGUGUCAAAUCAAUGUGAACGAGGUUUUGUUGCCCUCUGGUUUGUGUUUGCACCUGUUUCGUACACGGUCGGCUGUUCCACGCCCUCGUUGGCCAAGUAUUUAUUCCGCAGACUGAACGGGCUUUGCUCUCCUGAAGCCUCACAACUUCUGCCGCGUCUAGAAAAGCUAUCUCAUGAGAGUUCGUUGUGCAUUUUCACACACAAGUGAAGAGUUUAUUAUGGCUGAAACCAGUAUUUAAAGCAAAUUAUAUUGCAUGCUUUCUAAAAAACAAAGGUAUCAUUAAGUGAAAGGGAAGUUUACAAGAUGAAAAGGGAGACUUGCUGGCGCGUCGUACAAAGGGUGAAGCAAAGCAAUGGAUCUCAGUAUGUAGCAGUGUAGGCAUGGGCCGGUAUGAGAGUCUCAGGGUUUCCUAACUGGAGGGAAAAAAAAUACUAACAUAAUGCUAUUUAUUCAGAAAAGUAAAUUAUAUGAUUACUUUCAUUUAAAAACAAAAAGCAACAAUUUUUGUAAUUUAGUGGUAAAAAUGUAACCUCCGUUUUCUGUAAAAAUUUAUUUAUUUUAUUUUUUUUUUUACAUAUUUAUUCAAAGUGUUGCUAUGUCGUGACAGCAUAACAUGAGACAGACAAUCUUUGAAAAAUUUUGGCCCCUCCCAGUCGUCCUACUGCCAUCUGCAGAAGAGCAAGGGGGAGAAUGUGAGCAGCGUAUACACAAGCUUGAUUCACUGCGCUAAGACCCUCCUCCUGGCUCCGAUUGGCUGAGUGGGAGCGGUGUGUUUCUGCAGAUGGCUGUAGGACCACAAGGAGGUUGUGGAGGAGCUUGAUGUUUUCCUAGAUUAUCUGUGUUAGGACAUAGUAGCAGUUUGAACAAAUGUAAAAAAACUUUUUUUUUAUGAAAGUGACAUUUUGCAGCUUUAAUACAAGAGGUGGCACUCAGUUUCCUUUAAAUGAGGGAAAAGCGUUGGAGUUUUUUUUUUCAGCCAGCUGACUGGUAGGGCUUAGCAACAAGUGCACUAGGCUGCCCCUCCUGCACUUGUUGCUAAGCCCUACCAGUGCUGUGCUCUCUUUCUUUCUCUGGCAUCGUUUUGAAAAAGCUUUAAACAAAUUUUCUUUGUCAUUUUAAAGUGUUUUUAGAACCCUGUUCCACCCUGAUCGCGGUACCAGCCCAUGCCUAACACACACCCUGACCGACAUGAACAAUGUUUGGUAUCAUAGCUCAGUCAUCAGCCGUUCACCAUGUCACCUACACACUUAAGAGAUCAGACACUGUGGAAAACACCUUUACUGUGUCAGCUGCUCCCAAAACUUUAACACCCACAGUUGUCAUAGCAACAGCAUUUUUUAUUUUUUUCUGGUAGUGCUUUUUUUAUUUUUUUAGUUCAAAAGAAGUGUGCAAAUCUCAGGUUGCUCUUUGAAGCAGUUUAUUCAAAAUAAGUUCUGCCACCAGAAUCUGACUUUAAGUGUGUCAGACGGUCAAACCCUCUCAGUCUGUGGAGACGUGCAGCACGUCACUGGCAGCUCCUCCUGGUCCUCCAGCUCCUCCUGCUCCUCCAGCUCCUCCUGCUCCUCCAGCUCCUCCUGGUCCUCCAGCUCCUCCUCGUCCUCCAGCUCCUCCUCCAGCUUCCUCUCCUUGUCGCUUCUUCGAAAAACUCAAACGGAUAAGCUGAUGAAAAAGCGAUGAUUGCAAGCAUUGACUGUGCCUGACUUUACGCAGAAUAAUCAAUUUUGUUUCAAUCUUCGCUCCGCCUGAACACUUAUCAGCUUCGGCUUUGCUUGGGCUUUGUUUUUUUUUGUUGUUGUUGUUUUUCUACCUUAGAAAUCACAAGCACAUAUCUGCCAGAAGCUCUUGUUAUUUUGACUAAGUGCAGGAGACAGAAGAGUUUUGACCUGGUUCUAAAAGUGGAGCAGGGAAAGUCAAAUCUGUUAAUUAUUGUCUAUUUUGUUUUCUUCAGUAGCCAUACUUUAGAAGUGCUUUAUUCGCUGAAAGUGUCAGUGAACUCAUUCAGACUGUUGUCUGGUUUCGAUCAUUUGCUCUCAGUAUUUUCAGCCGCCCCAAUAUUUACAACGGACUCUCCCAUCAGGUGAACACCGACAUGGUUUAAAGUCUAGUGUUAACUGCAGAUUGUGAUUCCCACAUUCUGUUUCUGAAAACUUCCACAUGCCAAUGCAGAUUGAGAACUAAGAAGAUUUAGUUCACAUAAUAGUUUUCAAAAUACUUCCUUGUUCCUCAGCCAUUAGUUAUUUAUGUUUGGGAUCAGUAGUGAUGUAACAUGUGAGAGAGCUACAAUAAUAUUAUACUAGGGAUGCACCAUAAAUCGGCACUAGCAUCAGUUACCAGCCAUAACAAUAUUAAUAUUGAAUGUAGGCCCAAAUUGUUGUACCUGUGCAUCCCUUUAAAAACAGUUUACUAAAGAAUUUGAAAAUAAAAAUAAAAUAGUCAUAGACUUCUCUUUGGCAUCUUAGUGCCUUUAGUACUAAUAGGAUCAGUCUGGGAUCCUAUUCAAAAGAAUUUCAAUCCUUACAUUUUGUCCGAGACUUCCAGAAAACAUUUCCAAAUUCAGCAUUUUCUAUAACAUUAAAAACUCCAAAGAACCAAUCAGAGCGCCUGUGGUGUGUUCUCUUCAGCCGUCUUCCUAUCACUUUAAAAUGAUUCCCUGGUUCCUAUAACUCCGUUCUGCCGCUGUCUUCACUUUCAAACACCUAGUUGAUGCUGAAAAUAGCUUCCUAGCUCUUCCUUACUCACUAAGAACUUCCACACCAAAGAGUGUUGUCAGCACAUCUUAGCUCACCAAUCGGAAAAACAGUUUUUCUUUUGAAAGUCGGCUGAUCACAAGGUCAUUCAAGCAGAAAAUUAUCUCAAUCUCAAGUUGUGUAAAACUGAGGUUUGAUAGUAACUGAAACCAAAUCUACUGAUAUGGUUAUUGACAUAAGAUCAUGCAGUCAUAAAAAAAGCGCAGCUCUGUUAUUAAACUUCUCAGUAAGUUUCAGAACCGCCCCUGUUUCCCUGCUGAGGCCUGAUAGCUCUUUUCCGUUUUCCCUCCUGAAUAUUUUCAGAUUUCUGUCUCUCAGACCAACUGGCCAUUAAAGUUUUGUUUUUUGGGGUUUCUUUUUUACAACUGCAGAUCAAAGGAACCUGUUAUAAAUACCAGAUGCGAGUGAUACGGCUGUCAUCAUCUGACAUUAUGUGGGCUGCGUAAACCACCAGCAGUUCUGCUGCUGCUGCUCGUCGCUCCGCCGUCGCGGCUCAGGAUCUCCAACUCGCAACAAAAAGAGAGGCAGAAGUGGCAAACGGAUCCCUGGGAGUUCUUAGUUUUGUUUGAAAAUAGGAUUAUUGAGAUGUGAGCAGCUGACGUCACUGCAGAGCAUGCUGUAAUGUUGGGGUUUGGCUCCUCUCGAGGAUGUGGAGCGGCCAUGGAAACAAGAAACUUAAUCUGCGAGUUAAAAAAAAAAAAAAGAGAGAAAUCUGAAGCGUGGAGGUCAGGGAUGUAUGUGUAAUGGCUCCCUGUGGAAGAGAUACAUGUUUCUUUCUUUCCCCACAAGCAGCAUUUCUUGUGAAACUAAGUUGAAACAAAAGAGCUGACAUCAUCAGCGAUCUCAUCCUUUCCUGCUUGGUUCGUCCCGACACUUUUCCACUCAAAGCUUUAGCGUUGUUUCCUCAGGAUUGAUACAGAGAUCAGUGGCCUUUGCCAAGUCUCACCGCAACCAAACAGAAAGGAAAAUCUUUCUUUUGCCAAACAAGUGUUGGUAUCAGACAAGAGCAAAACACAGCUAUCCAAAACAAUCUGGUUCUUUCUGACAAUGAACUUUCACCCUUUAAGUCACAAAUUACCUGCCAGAGCUGCAGAGUCAUGAAAUCACUUUAAUAGAACCUGUUUGACACCAUGAACUGGUCUAAGAUUGAAUGAGAAACAAUUUCACUGAGAUCUAUCAGCCUUGAAAAAGUGACAGUCAUGUCUAAGGCUUUGGGACUCCAGCUAACUAUGCUAUCACAUAUGGAGCUGACAUGGAACAGUGGUGAACCUUCCAGAAUAAUGUUUAAAGCUAUCCAGGCCUCAGUAAACUCACUUAAUGUGAGCGUUCAUGAUUUCAUCAUAACAAUCAAACUGAGUAAAAAUGACUUUCACAAGAACUGAAAAGAACACUAAACCCUCUCACAUUAGAAUAAUAUAGUCACCUUCCUAAAAUAAAAGUCGGUGUCAAUUUUCAACAUAAGUGUAUUUUGGUUUUGGUUUUUUUGGGGGGGGGGGCUUGCCUAAACAAUUUUUUGACAAAACCAGGCAGUGAUUUGACUUGGGCCGUUAUUUUAGGAAGGUGACAAAAUGAUAAAACCAAAGACUUUUAGAAGGAUAUUCUGUGAGCUGGCUAAAUAAAAGUGGAGCUUCAUGGAGGAUGUGGAUCCUGUUACUUCUGCUUUUAAACGAAUAAAAUGCUUGAUAAAAACAACAACAAGCAGCCCUCAGAUGUUUGUAGUGUGACGUUCGGGUACAGUCCUUCCUGCUUCAGGACCUGACCGUCUUGCUGAGUUUGAUUGAACCAUGAACCGAGCACAACAGCUCAAGGCAAAUGUUAGCGACAGUUAGCGACCCUAAUAAUCAAUGGAACCUUAUGCAGAAGAAAAAUAAUUAGCAAAAUUAAUACAAAAACCACAAAAGCAAGUCCACCUCUAAAUGGCACAAAGCAACAAAUCAAGUGAAGUUUUUUUGGAAUGCCCUGAUCAAAUUCUGGUCUUUAAUUCAAUUGAGAUGUUGUGAUGUUAACUUAACUCUCCCGCGGUCGUACGAGACAAGGUCCAUCAAAACCCUGCAAGUUUUUUACGCUGUGCGCAGUUUGGCGGGGUAGCGCUGACCCUGGGUUUUAUUCAUGUGUGGUUUCGGGAACUGACGAUCUGACCGGACAACCCUCCCCAACUCACCCCGCUGUCCGACCGUGGCGUGCUCCUCCUGAGCAUGGCGGUAAGACAUGAGACCACAGGUGGAGGGUUAAGUAGCCCAUUUGUGCUCCAACACCAUAUGGGGCGGCCAAGUUAAAAACAAACCUGCAAAGAAGAGUGGACCAAAAUGACUCUAGAGGCGACGUGAAAGACUUUACCGCUGGUUGCUGCCAAAAGUUCUUGAAGCCAAAAGCAGCAAACCAGCUCUUAAGUUUAAUAGGCAAUUCCAAUUUUUGAUUUAAUAAAUAAAAUUACUUGUACAGAAAAUGGAUGGAUGGCUGGAUUAUUAUUAUUGAUCUUAUCUUAGUCGGAUAUAAAAAUUUGUUUGAUUGAGACGUUUUUAAUUUGACCAAACAAAGCUAAAACCAGAAGGCGUACGUCGUAACGGAUUCAGGUCGAGGCCUUCGUUUUUGUCGGGGGGUGUUGGAGGAUUUGAAAGAUUUCCGGCGCACGUCUCCACCCCUGGUUUUCUCAUGGCACGGCUCCGGGUCGAAGGGUUUAGAUGUCUCAGAAUAAACUGCUUUAAUCAAGGCUCUCACUCGCGCCGUCGCCACACAUCUGCCACUGCGGCCCCACAUGGAAGGAGCCGUCCUCACCUCAAAACCUUCAGCUUUUUAAUCAGCUUUUAUGCCCUUCAGCCUCGGUUUGGGUUUUAAAGCAACACUGAUUUAAUGGAUGAUUUUUCUUUUUAAUUUUUAUUUGUUUGUUUUCCCUUUUUGUGUGUUUUUCGGUUUCUUGCUCACCAACUGGUUGCAUGUGCAGCUACUUGCUGCCAGUUCCAUCACUAAUGUUUAUAUUACAUGUACAUAUUAGGUCUAGUAUUGGCGUGGGAUUAGUUGUUCUCUGUCGUUCUGGGUUUGUUCUGGACUCCCUUACUGAAUAGCUGGUGCCUUAAGUGGGCUGAGCAAUGCACAGAAACUUUAAAAGCUGACAGAUACUGAAAGCAUUAAUGUAAAGAUUAUUAUUAUUAUUAUUAUUCAAAAGAGGGCAGAUGUGCCUUUUUUUUAAUACGUAUGCCAACUUUCAUAUUUAAGAUUUGCUGUUGCCAAGGCAGCAGAGUUGACAAAAGGUUUGUUAUCAUGCCUUACAGAGUUUAAAAAGGACACAUGUAACAAGUUGGUUACUGGGAAAAUUGUAAUAAAGCAAUGUUUCACUGGGAAUUUUGGCGAGCCAGGUUCAUAGAAAAUAUUAUUUUCCUGUAAAUAUGCUGGCUUUUUUAUUAUUAUUAUUAUUAUUAUUAUUAUUAUUAUUGAAGAAAAAUCUUCUUUUUUUUGUAUGAGGUCGGUAAUUUUCACAGACUAUUAGUUAUCUUACGAGCUUUCAGCGGGCUCCUGCCUCGCAAUAAGGCAGAGACCCGGUUUUCACUGCAUUUUGUAUGGAGAGUCGCUGAUCAACUGUUUUGUACGGCGUUCUGCGAAUGAUUGAGGUCUCACAGGAAUCAAGAGACGAGCGGGUGGUAGAUUUUCUCUUCUGUUCUUUCGUUUGCAAUAAAAACGUCAUCGUUUUCAC